AUGCAUCAACAGGCUCGCCACCCGCCUCGCGGCUCAUCGCCGGCUACCUCGCCCCAGACAAAUCCCACACGCACCAACAAUUCGAGAGACGCCCUCAUCAGCCGCACACGCUCCUCCGAAGCCGCCCUGCCCGCCCCGUCGAUAGACCCUGGCGGGGGCAGCGAUGCGGUCUCGCCGCCGUCUUCGGCCUCGCUUGCCGUCGGUGGCCCAACGCGGGAAUCCAUCAAGAAGCUGGACCAGAUCAUACAGAACUUCUUUCUCAAGGCAGCCGUGCUGAUCGUCCAGGCUCGCAUGCCCGUCACCCCAUCGGGCAGCGGCCGUGGAAGAAAGACGAACAAAUGGGCCCAGUUCCAAAUCGAGACAGACGACAUCGACGACUUCAAGGACGAGCUCCGCGUGUGGAAGCACUGUGGCAGCUUCGACUCGCGGCGCCAGCCCAUGGUCAUCGAGACGUACCUGGAUGCCUCGCGGCUCGCUCCCGGUCAGGCCCUGGUGGUCAUCGACGAGAACGGCAAGCGCUGGGACGCGCUGGAGGCCCUCAACAGCUCCAACGUGUCGUCUGCCAGUGCCAGCAGCAACGGCAGCAACAGCAGCAACGGCAACACCAGUGUCGGCGUCAGCGGCCGCUCCGACACCAACAAGAUCCGCACCCGCUCGACCGAGAUCAUCCUCGAACGCUGGAAGGUCGAGCUGCAGUCCAUCCCGAGCCUGUCAAAGAGCAGCAGCACUGGUAGUGGAGGGCCUGCAGGGACAGCUGGCAGUGGUGGAGGUGGAGGUGGCACAAACGCCUCUGCUGCCGCGUCUGCAGUUGCAGCUCUUCCUCCUGUCGACCUCGAGAUGGACGACUUUGGUCCUAUCCUACCUACCAUCUACAAGCGCAGCAUCGUCUUCUUCCGCUCGCUCUUCGUCACCACACACGUCCUGCCGGCCUACCGCUUUUCCCGCCACGCCUCCACCAAGAGUGUCCAUCCGGCUCUGGCUGUGCGCUGUCGCGUGCUCACCGGUGCCGAUGCCGACGCUCGUAUGAGCGCCACCGGCUUCGACAACCUCCGCCAGCCGCUCUUCUUUGACGGCGGCCGCGACCCUACCACCGACUACAUGUUUGGCGAUCUCGAGGUGCCCGUUGGCCGCUUUUCGGCCUCGGUCGCCUAUCGCAACGACUGCAGCUUCCGCAUCGAUGACUCCGAGUCCCUGCUCAGCUCUCGCUUCAUGGGCAUCGACGAGAACUACUUCCAGCCCUCGCUGCCGGCCCAGCAGCAACAGCCACAUCGUCCACAUCACCGCCAUCAUCAUCAUCGUCAACAGCAAGUGCAAGUGCAGCAGCAGCAGCAGCAGCAGCCACAUCAGCAACAACAGCAACAACAGCAACAUCCAUACAACCAACAGUACCAGCACAACCAGGGCCUUGACCAUUACCGGCGACACGAUUCGUCCGAGAUCGUCGGCUCACUGCCCUCCCGCCAUCGACACGGCCGCACCACAUCUGAUCUGUCGUACCAUCCACAGCCCCAGCAGACGUAUGGCAGCCUGUCAACCUUCCACGGAGCCGGUGCUCUGGGCACAAGUCCCAUCACAGCCCUCAAGGCCGUGCGGACCAUCGGCUCCGACACGAGCUCGCCCACCGACUCCAUCCGUCCAAGCAGCAGCCUCGAGCGGUCACCCCAGAUCGAGCCACCACAUUCGCUGCCCAUCACUGCCGGCCGCCGCCACCACCACCACCACUCCUCUGGUGCUGGUGCCGGCACGUCCUCAACAUCCAUCUCCUCGCGGCCAGCGGCCCUGCGAAACAUGGAGGGCAUCAGCCGGCGUCCGUCCGUGUCGUUCCAGCCGUUCAAGGCCGGCUCGCUGUCCGGGUCGCCACGGACCACGUUGGAAGACCUCACCCUGCCGUCGUCGCCGCUGUCGGGUUCGCGGCCGGCGUCUGGUCUUGUCGCUCUGGCCCAGGCACGCAACCGCAGCUCACUGACGGCAGGUAUGGCCGCAUCACUGCGCGGUGCGCCCCCGGUGUCGACGUCAGCCGGCAGCACCAGCACAGCGGCUGCCGCAGCGCUCAUGAUCGACCCGGGCCAGAGCCCGUCGCCGCGUCUCGGUGGAGGCGGCGGUAGCAGCCGUUACAGCAGCAGCUUCACACAUCGGCGCGGCCGGUCGUCCUUUGGUGGAGCCAGCCGUGCCGACGACGACCAGAUGAGCAGCGGCAAGCAGAGCAUGGCCUCAUCGAUGGCACAGCCCGGAUCAGGCCUGCUGGCCGAGGUGGCUGGCGGCGGCAUUGGCAUCGGCGGCACGAGUUCGGGCUCGUUUCAAACCGACGACGACAACAUCUCGGACUUUCUCAAGGCGCUCGAGAGCAAGAAGACGCUGCAGAGCUUCGAGCCCGGAAACGCCGGUCGCCGCGGCCUCUCGGACUCGGCCCGUCGCACGGCCGCCCAGCUGUCGCGCUUCCAGCUGAUGCGCGAAUCCAACGUGGCCCUGACCGACUCCAUGAGCCUGUCGAUGCAGCUGCCGGCACGGUCGCCGACCUCGGGCGUCUCCGGAGUCUCGGGUGUGUUGGGCAUCUCUCCAGGUGGUGGCAUGUCGGUGUCCUUGUCGCCUAUCAAGCCCAUGUCACCUCACACUCCGCACGUGCCGGCAGUGCCGUCUCGUCUGAGCGAGAACGCCAUUAUCGACUACCCGGGAUAUUCGAAGCCACCGCCACAGAACCUGCAGAGCCUACAGGAGAGCCUGCAGGGACAGGAGCAGGGGCAGCAGUCUAGCACGGUACGCAUCACUGCAAGCUCGGCCGAAAACGACGACGACGAGGCGGACGACGAGGACGACCAUCGAGCGCGCACAGUCGGCAGGACGGGCAGAGGCUUGGCCCGGACGGCCGCCAGCAGCACCGGCAGCGGAGCAGGGACCGGCACCACCGGAGCCAGGGACAGCACAACGGCCAUUGACAUUCCGCUCUCGCCACGGCUGCUCCAACACCAUUCGGUUGACCGUCGGUCGAGCUCGACCGCCCAGAAGAAGCGUGCCACACUCGUCGGUAGUGAUGGUGCCGGCGACGAUGACGACGAUGACGACGAUGACGUGGCCGAUCUGGCGGCCUUUGCCCAGCAGCGACGCAGCCUCAGUGUCGGUGCUGGCAUUAGCGCGACAGCAGCAGCGUCGGGAGCAGCAGCUCCUGGCGGAACAACCGAGCCGGAAGCCGCGACAGCAUCGACGGGUGGUGUGCCUGUUGAGGGUGCUGGUGCCGUCGGUUCUGGCAUACCAGCCGGCGUGCCAUCUGGCUUGCCAUCUGGCGUGCCAGCAGCCAUUACGUCCUCAGCAUCGUCUCUGUCGUCGGCCCUCCGAUCAAGUCCGGCCUCGGCCGUGGCCACGGGCACGGAACCACGCCGACGGUACACGAGCCGCCACCAGGUGCUGCUGAAGCAGGAGCACCGCAAGGAGGCCACCGCCGACAGCCUGGCCCUCAGUCUUGGUGGCAGCACCACCAGCGAGAAGCGGUCGACCACGACCCUGGGCGUUGGAGGACGCUAUGGACACGUUGGUGAUGGCGAGGCCGACGAUGAGCCGCUGGUGUUUGACCUCUCCGAGAUUGGCCGCGAGCCGUACCGACGCAGCCUCGAAGACGGCCGGGGUGCUGCUGGAGGCUCAUCAUCUUGGGUAUCUGUGGAGCACAUGGGCAGCGACCGGGGAGAGGGCCAUUGCGUGGACGGCUCACGGUUUGGAGCAGAACGAGAGAGGUGGUAA
Molecule: messenger RNA, 3729 nt
Organism: Grosmannia clavigera kw1407
Lineage: Eukaryota; Fungi; Ascomycota; Sordariomycetes; Ophiostomatales; Ophiostomataceae
Product: autophagy protein
Exons: 4
Coding region: 1-3729 (1242 amino acids)
Biological process (GO): piecemeal microautophagy of the nucleus; protein localization to phagophore assembly site; mitophagy
Cellular component (GO): extrinsic component of membrane; cytosol; Atg1/ULK1 kinase complex
Source: RefSeq, a predicted model, not a curated record